AAGACUAUAUGACUGUGAUGUCUGUGGUAAAUCAUUCUCUUCCAGUAGUCACUUGACUACUCACAAACGUAUGCAUACAGGUGAGAAACCAUAUCGCUGUGAUAUCUGUGGUAAAUCAUUUUCUAUGCAUAAUUCCAUGGUUAAGCACAAAUACAUUCAUACUGGGGAAAAACCAUAUCAUUGUGAUAUCUGUGGUAAACAAUUUUCUGAAAAGAAUAAAUUGAUUGAGCACACAUACAUUCAUACAGGUGAAAAACCACAUCGCUGCGAUAUAUGUGGUAAAUCAUUUUCUCUAAAGAGUACCUUGACUAUUCACAAACGGAUUCAUACUGGAGAAAAACCAUAUCACUGUGAUGUCUGUAGUCAAUCAUUUUCUUCUAAUAGUCACUUGAUUCAUCACAAUCGUACUCAUACUGGGGAAAGACUAUAUGACUGUGAUGUCUGUGGUAAAUCAUUCUCUUCCAGUAGUCACUUGACUACUCACAAACGUAUGCAUACAGGUGAGAAACCAUAUCGCUGUGAUAUCUGUGGUAAAUCAUUUUCUAUGCAUAAUUCCAUGGUUAAGCACAAAUACAUUCAUACUGGGGAAAAACCAUAUCAGUGUGAUAUCUGUGGUGUAUCAUUUUCUCAAAAUAGCACUUUAACUUAUCACAAACAUAUUCAUACUGGGGAAAAACCAUAUGGCUGCGAGGUCUGUGGUAAAUCAUUUUCUCUGAAUUCUCACUUGACAAGGCACAUACGCAUUCAUACAGGGGAGAAGCCAUAUCAUUGCGAUCUCUGUGGUAAAUCAUUUUCUCAAAAUUGUAAAUUGAGUAGGCACAAAUGCAGUCAUACCUUGGGAAAGACCAAAUCACUGUGAUCUCUGUGGUAAAUCAUUCUCUCAAAGGAUUCCCUUGAUUAAAUACAGAUGGACACCUACAGAAGUGAAGCCAUAUUGUGAUACCUGUGGUAAAUCAUUCUCUAGAAAUAGUCACCUAAGUAGGCACGAACGCAUUCAUACUGGGGAAAAAUCAUAUCAGUGUGAUAUCUGCGGCCAAACAUUUUCUCAAAGUGAUUGCCUCAAUACAAACGUACUUAUACAGGUGAAAUGCAUUCUCAUUGUAAUAUAUGUGGUAAAUCGUUUUCUGAAAAUAGCACUUUAUCUAGUCAAAAACGUAUACAUAGAGGAGAGAAGCCGCAUCAUUGUGGUAUGUUUAAUGAGUCUUUUAAAAAUGCUACUUAAACAUACAUGUGAGUAUUCAUACACAAGUGUUAUGGUAUCAAUGUGAAAAUUUAUUACAACAGGACAACAGCUAUGAAACCUUAAUAUCGUGUAUAGAUGGAAAUACAUCAACACAGCAAUGACUUUGAUUUCUGAUGAUGAUUGUGCUGGAGUUUUGAGGAAUUUGUUCUGAGAGAAUAAAGGAAUACGAAAAAUGAAUAAAAGUUUGAAGUAACAUUGA
Molecule: messenger RNA, 1442 nt
Organism: Octopus bimaculoides (California two-spot octopus)
Lineage: Eukaryota; Metazoa; Mollusca; Cephalopoda; Octopoda; Octopodidae
Biological process (GO): regulation of transcription by RNA polymerase II
Molecular function (GO): RNA polymerase II cis-regulatory region sequence-specific DNA binding; DNA-binding transcription factor activity
Source: RefSeq, a predicted model, not a curated record